This is a messenger RNA of Alosa alosa (allis shad), 6734 nucleotides long. RefSeq names its product lysine (K)-specific methyltransferase 2E (gene kmt2e). Lineage: Eukaryota; Metazoa; Chordata; Actinopteri; Clupeiformes; Clupeidae. The record is from RefSeq and is a predicted model, not a curated record. Gene Ontology annotation, molecular function: protein binding.
UGGGUGCCAAGGAAUUAGGCUAGUCCUUACAGAAGUAAGACUACUUUUUAGCUGCCCUAUGACGGGACAAUGUUUUAUGAACUAUAGGCUUCAAGCACUGUUCCUUUUGCAGAAUAAAAUUCCUCACGGCUCGUUGGCACUGUAUUCUAACCCCAUAUUACUGUGUAGGAUACAACGUGAGUUAAGCCUUCAUCGAUCUGGCUCGAUGGACAUUCAGAUAACCGUUUCUAAAAUGUCGUAUAUUAAAUACAAUACGUAACUUUCGAGUCAGCCUGUCCGUGCUUUUAGUGCAAUUGGUGAGAACAGAAGGGCGACAACACAAGUUUAAUCGUCUCAAGAUUUCUCGUAGCCUACAAAUUUGCCGUGAAUGAACCCUCCUCGUCGUCCCCAAAGCCCCUGUAGUGGUCGGUGGGUGAACCCGCAAGGUGUGGGGGCGGGGUUCUCGUUGACAGGGAGGAGGGAGUCGUGGGGGAGGCGGAGUCACGGCAGUUCUACCAGCGCCGCCAUUUUUGCAAAGGGAAAAGAGACAGGGGUAGAGGGAUCUAGUUUCCUACAGUCAGCGUAGGUAGGGCAGUAUUAAAACAGUUUUAACUGAAUUAAAACUGUAUAAUAGGUCGUGAUCACAGCUGUAAGGACAGACGAAAGAGUACAGAAGGUUUUACAAACGGAGUGUUGCAAGAGUCAACAUUUUAUAACCACUGUUACAGAUCCGCAGUGGAGACCGAAGUAUUGUUUUGGUUGUGUGGAGUCACGGGCGGCGGGGGUCUCACCCGGGUCCCCUGUUUCUUCAUUCAAAGCAGCUAUAGUGGACAUUAACGAGACAUGGGGAGGUGAGCCGCCACUCCUGCCCAGGCUUGGGUGGGGACGGAAGCGGAGAGGGAGAGAGGGGAGAGAGAACGAGAGCGGCAGGUGGCACAGAACCUGGGUGUCUCAGGCCUCGUGGAUGCACUUAGAUGUCUGCAAUGAGUGCUGUGGCUGGCAUGCCUCAGUGUAUUGGAUUCCUCUGCUCUGGACUCAGUAGGACAAGGAUUUCUCAGCAGAGAACGUCAUGAGCAUAGUCGUCCCUGCAGGGGUGGACACGGCAGACACCUCGUACCUGAACAUGGCUGCAGGCUCAGAACCGGAGUCAGUAGAGGCCAGUCCUGUGGUGGUGGAGAAGUCCAACUACCCGCACCAGAUCUACAGCAGCAGCUCCCACCACUCACACAGCUACAUCGGCCUGCCGUACGCCGACCACAACUAUGGGGCGCGUCCCCCGCCCACGCCCCCCGCCUCGCCCCCUCCGGCGGUGCUGAUCCGCCCGGGCGACGGACUCCUGCUGGGGGCACAGGACGAGGCGUCGCGCGGCACCACGCUCAGCACCUCCGAGGACGGCAGCUACGGGGCCGACAUCACCCGGUGCAUCUGCGGCUUCACGCACGACGACGGCUACAUGAUCUGCUGCGACAAGUGCAGUGUGUGGCAGCACAUUGACUGCAUGGGCAUCGACCGGCAGCACAUCCCAGAGACGUACCUGUCGCGGCGCUGCCAGCACAUUGACUGGACAUCGACCGCAGCACAUCCCAGACGGCAAGGAGGUGCGAACAUGUCAGAUGGGGACACCAGCGCCACGGAGAGCGGAGACGAGGUCCCGCUGGAGUUAUACUCGGCCUUCCAGCACACGCCCACCAGCCUGACGCUCACCACCAGUCGCCUGGGCAACAAGCAGGUCGAGAAGAAGCGCAAGAGGAGUGGCGACAAGGAGCCGCCCGCCACGGCUCGCGCUAAAAAGGCCUUCCGGGAGGGUUCACGGAAGUCUUCCCGAGUAAAGGGUUCGGCCCCUGACGUGGACCCGACUGAGUCUCCGUCGCUGUGGGAGAGCAAGAUGAAGGUGUGGAUGGAGCGUUACGAGGAGGCCAGCAGCAACCAGUACAGCGAGGACGUGCAGACGCUGCUGCGCAUCAAGGAGGCCAGCCACGUCAAGACACUCGCCUACAACACACACACCGCCAGCUUCAAGCCUCCCGUGGAGAGCCAGGUGCAGAAGAACAAGCGCAUUCUGAAGGCUGUGCGGGACCUGGUGCCAGAUUCACUCAUCAUUGAGUACAGGGGCAAGUUCAUGCUGCGCCAGCAGUUUGAAGCCAACGGUUACUUCUUUAAGAGGCCGUACCCAUUUGUAUUGUUCUACUCCAAGUUUGAUGGCCUGGAGAUGUGUGUGGACGCACGCAACUUUGGCAACGAUGCACGAUUCAUACGCCGCUCCUGCACCCCCAACGCUGAGGUGCGUCACGUUAUCGAGGACGGCAUGCUGCAUUUGUACAUCUACUCACUGAGGCACAUCAGUAAAGGCAGUGAGAUCACCAUAGGAUUCGACUAUGACUAUGGCAGCUGUAAAUACAAGGUGGACUGUGCGUGUGUGAAGAACCACGAGUGUCCGGUCCUCAAGCACAACCUGGAGCCCACGGAGAACCUGGGCGGCGGGGCGGACUCACGGCGCCGGCGUGGCGGACGCAAGGACAAGGAGCCGUUGGUCCGCGAGCGCGAAGACAGUGGUCAGAACCAGAACCUGAUGCUGGACGGCGAGGCCGGAGCCAAGGCCAAGAACCUGGGCGACCCCAAGCAGAGGAAGCUCUCGCCACUGCGCCUGUCCAUCUCCAACAACCAGGAUCCCGAGUUAAUUGAGGAUUUAGAAGAGAAAACCUCCGUUAGCAAUGAAGUAGAGAUGGAAUCUGAGGAGCAGAUUGCUGAAAGGAGGAAGAAGAUGAAAGCGGCGAGCAGGCCCUGGAGCCGCAGAAGCGGCACCAAGGGCACCAAGACGGAGCCGGGCACACGCAGCGACAUCAAGGAGGAGCCGCCUGAAACACCCGAGGCUGAGUCCCCCUCCAUGCUACAGCCCCUGUGCGAGAGCGUGAAGGAGGAGCCAAUCAUGAAGCCUGUGACCGUCGGGGCAACGGCAGCCAAGGUCAGCCGCAACAAGCAGCGCAAGUCCUUCUCGCGCGGGCGCACCCACAUCGGGCAGCAGCGUCGCCGCGCCCGCACCAUCAGCACCUGCUCGGACCUGCAGCCCGGCUCGCCCGCCGACCCCCUGGAGCCACUGGCCGCCGACGCCAGCGACGCCCCCGAUGGCUCCGGUGCCAGCACUGCGAGCGCUGCCAUCUCGGAGCCCGACGGCGCCGCUCUGCCCCAGCGCACGCCCGACGCCAGCCCGCCCCACAGCGGCUCACCCGCCCCGACGCCGCGCCACGGCAACAAGUAUCCCAAAACAAAAAAGCAGCACUUAGUGAGUGAGUGGAUGGGGUGCGAAGCAGGGAGCGUCGGCGCCCCGCGCCCUCCCCGCCCGCCCGCUGACCGCCCGCUGCGCAUCAGCAGCGACCCCGAGGUGCUGGCCACGCAGCUCAACUCGCUGCCGGGCCUGGCACUCAGCCCGCACGUCUACACCACGCCCAAGCACUACGUGCGCUUCUCCGCCCGGCCUUCCUCCCACCGAGCCCCAUCCCCCCAGGGAAGCUGCCCACUGGCCCGGCGGCUCGCCGCUGAGCUGCCGAGGCGCCCCACCACCGGCUCCUGCAAGAAGCGCUGGCUGAAGCAGGCGCUAGAGGAGGAGGGUUCGACCAGCCCGGCCAGCCAGUCGGCCCUCAUGAUGUCCGGCGAGGGCCCCCUCAGCCCCCCGCUCAACGGAGACUCCGACAGCCCGCUCCCCUUCAACGGCAGCUGCACCCUACCAGAGUUGCCCACCCCUCUUAAGAAACGGCGCUUGUGUCCGCUGGACGCCUGCAUGUCGGAGAGCUCCACCCCUUACGGCUCUCCUUGUGCCACGCCCACCCGGGUGGACCUGCUGGAGAUGCCGGGCACGCCCCUUCUCCUGGCCACGCCUCCUCACAGCAGCGCUGCACCCCGGCAAUGCCUGGCGAACUGGCACACACACACCCGCGGGGCGACACACCCCUUCAACCUGCCACAGGAGAAUGAGGGGUCGCAGGACAGCUCCCCUGAGGGCAGCCGGAGAUCCAGUACUCAAGAGGUUGAACGUGCCCCAUCGCUGCUCUCGUCUCCAACGGUGCGUCCCACCGUCCUCCCUGACGCCGCCGUCGCUACCCUGGACCUGAAGCCCUCUGGUGCCCAGAGCCCCUCUCCAGAGUCCCAGGACCCGGCGGCAGCAGCAGCAGCGCCGUCCACCGACGAGGGAGCGGAGGCGUCCGCCGACGGCGGCAGCAGCAGCAGCAGCAGCAGCGAGGCCCUCCAGCUGUCGGACACCCCGACCUCGGCCUCGGCGUACCCGCCCUGGAUGAAGAGCCCCGAGCGCGGCGGCGGCGGUGGAGGAGGAGGAGCUGGGGCCAGUGGUGGCCUCUCCUUCUCGCCCAUCAACUCCAACCUGCGCGACCUGACGCCCUCCCACACGCUGGAGAUGUGCGCCUUCAGGCCCGACGCCUCGGGGCCAGGAGCCGUGCCUGUGCCUGUGACCGUUCCCGUGCCGGUGCCCAUGCCAGGGCCCAACGCCGCCGCCACGGUGGUCACUGCUGUUGCAGUGCCCGCAGCCUUCAGCGAGGCAGCGCCCUUCUACCCCUGCGGCGAGGAGGGCGGGCAGCUGGGCUUUAGCCGCUCGCUCAGCGCAGACAGCAGUGGGGAGGGAGGGGGCAGCGCCCAGAACCCCCCACCCAAGAAAAAGGUGUCUUUGCUGGAGUACAGGAAGAGGCAGCGCGAGGCACGGCGCAGCGGCGGCUCCAAGGCCGAGUGCAGCUCCCCGGUGUCCACGGCGCCACCUGUGGAAAUGUUUUCCACCUUCGCUAUGGAGACUGCCCCUGAGCAGCCGCCACCACCUCCGCCACAGCAGCAGCAGCAGCAGCAACCACUGCAGCAGCAACAGCAGCCGACUCCGGUGGUCACACCCACCCAGCCCAGCGAGGAGGGAGGCGACGCCCCAGCCCAGGGGGAGAGAGAGGGCGGAGAAGGACAGUGGACGUCAUCUACAUCAGUGGAACAGGCCAGAGAGCGCUGCUACCACAGAGCCCUGUUGCUAAGUGACCAUCGCAAGGACAAGGAUGCUGAUGGCGCAGAGGCAGAGAGUGGUGAAGGAGCACCUGUGAGGGACUGUCCCUCUCCCAAGAGCUGCAAGAGUCCCUCUACACACCCGCCGUGUUCCCCUGGGCCCAGCGCUCGUCCACUUAAGGAGGAGGAGUCCGACACCCCGUCCCGGUCCGCUCCCCAGCAGGCCAGUGGCUCCAAGACGGCCGCGUCGAAGCCGGCGCCGCUCACCCCGAGCAGGAUGCUCCCGUCGCCGGCCCCCCAGGUCCACUACGCGGGACCCCCCUCGUCGCUCCUGCACUCCCCGAAGACGCUACCGCAGGCCCAGGGCUCCCCCUACCGCGGCCAGCGCUCCUUCCACGCGGCCCCGCCACCCGGCCAAGCCCAGGCCCCGGCUCCGAAUGUGGGGCCCGCGGGUGCGGCGGCCGCCGCAGUAGCCUUCGCCCAGUACAGCGGCCCCCAGAGCGUGCCGCCGCCUCCCCCACCACCUCCUCCUCCGGCGCCCCCGGCCUCGGCGGCCUACUUCCCGGUCCAGAGCGCCCCGGCGGUAGCAGCGUCCUUCCAGGCCUUCCAGCCCGGGGUGGCGGUGGUGGCGCCGCCUCCCCCUCCGCCGUUUGCGCCGCCGCCGGGCUCGCAGCCGCUGCUGCAGUCGCACCACUGCACGCUGCACCAGGCGGCGGCCGCCGCUGCGCCGCCCCCUCCCCCGCCCCCACCCCCGCACCCCCAGCAGCCCGGGCCCGCCCUCCUGCACGUCAACAUGCAGCCGCCGCCGACGUCGAUCCAGCAGCACCAGGUGCAGCUGCUCAGCUCCGCGCCGCCACCCCCUCCGCCGCCCCCACAGGGCCAAGCCGGCCAGCCCCAGCCCGUGCAAGCCGGCCUGCUGGCCCUCAAACAGCAGCAGCAGCAGCAGCAGCAGCAGCAAGGGCCGCCCCCUCCUCCGCCCCCACCUCACCCCCCUGCCCCGUCGUCGGCAGCGCCCCCUGUCCACCCGUACCAGACGCUCGGCGGCUUCCAGGCCCCGCUCCUGCAGCACCCGGCGGCACCCAGCAACCCCCUCCUGUGGGUCUCCGCCUCUACCCACCAGCAGACUGUGCUCCCCCCACCGCCGCCUCCGCCGCCCCCCUCUCAGACUGCGCAGGCUGCCCCCCAGAUCAGCGGAGCAGCGCGGGGAGCACCGGCGCCAGGGGCGCCCCCCUUCCACAGCACCGGGUACAUGGGCACAGGGUGGCACUGACUGCAUCACAGACGAGGCCCCCCCACCCCCUCAACUCGACUCGCUCCCUCACCCAGCCCCUAACCAAUGUCCUUCUCUAACCAGCCUAUAGACUCACAAAGAGAGAGGGAGAGAGAGAGAGUAAGAAAGAAAGAGAGCGAGACGGGCUGUCACACUUGUGUACCAUAGCGCCCGUGCACCUUGCCCCUACCCCCUUCUGUAAAUAUUUUCUAAUGUUCCUGACCACGACAGCCGACAGAAAAACAUCCGCGGAGAGAACGAGGAGGUCAGGAGGAGGAGAAACGGUGAAAAAGGAUACCCUGACUAAACAAAGAAGAAAACAAAACACACAGACAUACACAUGCGCGCACACACACAGUAUACAUGGACAGUAACUAAGACAAAAAAAAACUGUUGAAGCAAUCUCCAGAGACUUAAAUGAGGUGUAAUAUGAAGGUGGACGAUUUAACUCCCCACCCCCCCUUCCCCCUCCCCGAUGCUAUCCUCCCUCCCCCACCUU